Molecule: messenger RNA, 1280 nt
Organism: Callorhinchus milii (elephant shark)
Lineage: Eukaryota; Metazoa; Chordata; Chondrichthyes; Chimaeriformes; Callorhinchidae
Product: interleukin-8-like
Biological process (GO): chemokine-mediated signaling pathway; antimicrobial humoral immune response mediated by antimicrobial peptide; inflammatory response
Cellular component (GO): extracellular region
Molecular function (GO): CXCR chemokine receptor binding; chemokine activity
Source: RefSeq, marked provisional
AGAAGAAGGAGAGCCAAUACAUAUCAGUAUCAAGAAAAACCUGGUGGCUAAAGACAAGCAGAGCCAUGAAGUACAGCACUACUAUCAUCCUUCUGAAUGUCCUUUUCCUCUCUGCAGUUCUGAUAGAUGCUGUAUCCAUAAUGCGUUGCCAUUGCAUCAAAACGACGAGUGAAUUCAUCCAUCCAAAGUUCAUAAAAGAAUUGAUCAUCAUUAAUCCGGGGCCGCACUGCCCACAAACCGAAUACAUUGCCGUACUUCGAAGUGGAGUAAAGAUCUGCUUAGAUAUUAAGAAACGCUGGGUGAAGAAAAUAAUUAACAGCAAACUAAGAAAUCAAGAUUGAUCGUGAGAAGACUUUGCUGAAACUAUCCAGCGUCAGUUAAACCCAUCCUCUACGCUGACACUUAGGUGUUGCGUUGCACUGUUUGUGACUUUAGAUGGCUGAACCUGUUCAGGGUAAAACUGGUUUAAAUGGAGCAAGAGAACAGUUUACUUCUUGUCUGGUCUUGUCAAGCGCGAUCACUGAUUCACCUGUGUCUCCUUCUACUAGUCUGAUCCUCUUGUGUUAAUGCGAGGAGGCAUUGGCAAUAUUACUAUGUUGCUCAGAGACGAACAUUAUUGUUUGAAUUGCUCAAUUGCUCUUUAUAGUUGGUCUUCUGGAGAGGAACUAGUGAGAACUGACAGAGGUUUAACGCAGAGGGAUUACUGUCAACCUUAUCCUGCACUUGUUGUGAUUCUGUGUUUAUUAAUUUAAUAUUUUACCAGUUAUUCUUAGAAACAAGCUUCAUAAUUUAUUUUUUUCCUACACCACUAUAUCACAUAUAAUUUACUGGAGAGUUCGAUUUAUUUCACAAAAUAAUGGUUAGACUUAAUACAGUUGCAAAAUAGUGUUUUCGACACAAUCAUGUUAAGAUGCAAACAUUAUACAUAACUUGUAGAAGCUUUGAAAUGUAGGUGUAAAAGGAUUAGCAUCUAGGAUUUUCAAUUUCUGAUUUAUAUUAUCUAAGCAUUGUUUUUGGUGGUAGGGUUGUCAUUAACUGGAUCUAUAGACUAUAUAUAGAUAUAUAUAUAUCAGUGACUGUACUUUACACAGUGACUACACUUUACACAAUCACUGCACUGUUGUGAAGCUCAUUGAGAUGUUUCAAUGUCAUCAAAUGCAAGGAUUAUUAUUAUUAUUAUUGUCAUCACUGCCCAUAUUGUGCCUAUUUAAUGCAGUUUUACACAAUGUAAUUUUACACAAUCAAAUCCAGCAUUUCAAUUAAAGGCAAUUUAUAUAGUG